AUGUCGCGCAUGGUGCGCGAAUGUGUGCCUGAUGCGGAUGACGCCAUCGUCGACUACAUUGUUGGAUACCUGGACGAGAACUCAAGUUUGGGUGACGAGGAGGACGCUAUCUCAGAAUUCGUCCGUCCCCUGUUGGAGGAUGCCGGCGGCGAGCCCAAGGCUAUUGACAAGCUUUGCAGCCGCUUCCAGACGCUUUUCGAGUCACAGGCUAAGGAACGACACACGAGCCAGAGUGUUGGAUCGGAUGGUCUUUCAAGGCUCUUGGAGAAGCCCGUGCACAUGCUGAGUCAGGAUUCCGUUUCGGCUACAGGAAAGAUCGGAGCGCGCUCGGUGGAUCUCGAGGCGCUGUCUGGCCGUAAGAUCCUGUCCCAGGUAGAUACUAAGAAACUGGAGAAGGCAGAGGCCAAGAUCGCAGCCAAGAUGGCCAAGCGCACGGCACGUGUCGAAUACGCGGCCAGUAAAUUGUUGGACAAGAAGGACGAGGUCGACUAUAUGGCUGUCAACCCGAUUCUGGAUUACACUUCAACAAAAGGAAAACUCAAGGACGUCAAGCUGGAGAACUUCGACAUUUCUUUUGCUGGAAAGCGCAUUCUGACGAAUGCCAACCUAACUUUGGCAUUUGGACGUCGCUAUGGUCUGGUCGGUCGUAACGGUAUCGGAAAGUCGACUCUUCUGCGAACACUAUCCAAACGUGAGCUCAAUGUUCCGACUCAUAUUAGUAUCCUCCAUGUCGAACAGGAGAUGGUUGGAAAUGAUACCGAGGCGAUGCAGGCCGUCUUGGCAGCCGAUCAGUGGCGUGAGCAUUUGUUGGCAGAGGAGAAGCGCCUGAACGCCCUCACUCAGGAAAUGGAGAAAGGUCUGCCUGAGGGCGACCCACGAUCUAAAGAGGAGUUUGAGAACGACCGUGAAAAGGCCUUGGCGGAUCUUAAGGAAGUGUACGGCAAGUUGGAGGCCAUCGAGUCCGAUAAGGCAGAAUCGCGUGCCGCGUCGAUUCUCUCCGGUCUCGGAUUCACCCCCGACAGACACCAUUCACCUACAAGGAGUUUCUCAGGAGGAUGGCGCAUGCGUUUGGCACUGGCUCGUGCGCUCUUCAACAAGCCCGACUUGCUACUUCUGGACGAGCCCACAAACAUGUUAGAUAUCCCUGCAGUCAUUUGGCUCGAAAACUAUCUCAAGACAUGGCCCAAUACCCUGCUUGUCGUUUCUCACGACAGAGAGUUCCUGGAUGAAGUGGCGACCGACAUUUUGCACCAGCAUUCCGAGAAACUGGAUUACUACAAAGGCAACUUUACUCAGUUCGACACAACAAAGGCGGAGCGUCACAAGAGCCAACUUCGCGAGUAUGAGAAUCAAAUCCAGUACCGCGCUCACCUGCAGGCAUUUAUUGAUCGCUGGAGAUAUAACGCCAACAGAGCAGCCCAGGCACAAAUGAAGAUCAAGAUUCUGGAGAAACUUCCUGAAUUGGAGCCACCAGAAGUAGAGAAUUCGAUUUUCUUCAAGUUCCCAGAUCCGGAGAAGCUUGGACCACCAAUUCUGCAAAUGACUGAUUGCACCUUUGGAUACACACCCGGAAAUAACAUUCUGGAGCAUAUUUAUCUCGACAUGCAGAUGGACUCUCGUAUCGCUGUUGUUGGACCAAACGGAGCCGGUAAGACUACUAUGCUGAAGCUCUUGACUGGAAAGCUGGAGCCACAAAAGGGUAUGGUCCAUCGCCAUGGACGCCUUCGUUUCGCGCUCUUCAGUCAGCACCACGUAGACCAGCUGGAUGUCAAUCUCACAUCUGUCGAGUUUAUGGCCAAGACCUGGCCUGGAAAGAGCGAAGAAGAAUACCGUCGCCAGCUUGGAUCUUUCGGUAUCACCGGCAUGGUCGGAUUACAGCAAAUCGCCACGCUGUCUGGAGGCCAAAAGUCGAGAGUGGCAUUUGCUUGCCUUGGACUUCAGAACCCUCAUUUCCUGAUUCUUGAUGAGCCUACUAAUCACUUGGACAUGGACUCUAUCGACGCCCUCACAAGUGCACUGGGGCAGUUCAAGGGAGGAGUCGUGAUCGUCUCUCACGACGAGCGCUUCAUCAAGUCGGUAUGCAAUGAACUCUGGGUGUGUGAGGGAGGCAGUCUCAAGAAGUUCCAAGGCGAGGGCAUCAAGGAGUACAAAGAAUACGUUCUUGCAAAAGGACUAUAG
This is a messenger RNA of Gamsiella multidivaricata, 2178 nucleotides long. Its product is annotated as P-loop containing nucleoside triphosphate hydrolase protein. The transcript has 5 exons. Lineage: Eukaryota; Fungi; Mortierellomycota; Mortierellomycetes; Mortierellales; Mortierellaceae. Gene Ontology annotation, molecular function: ATP binding; ATP hydrolysis activity. The record is from RefSeq and is a predicted model, not a curated record. The coding region runs from base 1 to 2178 and encodes 725 amino acids.